Molecule: messenger RNA, 2538 nt
Organism: Fragaria vesca subsp. vesca
Lineage: Eukaryota; Viridiplantae; Streptophyta; Magnoliopsida; Rosales; Rosaceae
Product: casein kinase I isoform delta-like
Exons: 14
Coding region: 426-1802 (458 amino acids)
Biological process (GO): peptidyl-serine phosphorylation; endocytosis; signal transduction
Cellular component (GO): nucleus; cytoplasm
Molecular function (GO): ATP binding; protein serine/threonine kinase activity
Source: RefSeq, a predicted model, not a curated record
AAUCCUUCACCGGAAAACCAACCCAAACCCUUCAUCUUCUUCCUACCCAGAUCCCAAAGAUCCCAUCUUUGAUUUCUUAUCCGACUUUAAAUGUUCCCUUUCAUUCUUUUUUCUUGUGUAAAAAUUGAAACUUUCCCUUGCUCACAUUCUUGAUUUCACCCCCAAAUUUUUGUUCUUUGGGCUCCACUGAUUAGUGGGUAUCUUUCAGAUUUUGCAAUCAAUUUUGGGUCUUUGAGGGUUUUCGUUUGAGCAUUGUUCUUGGGUUUCGAUAAGGAUUUUGGGGUUUUUGUUUUUUCAUGGAAUUUGGUGGAUCUAAGGAUUGCAUGGCUGUAAUGGAGUCAUCAGUGUAAUAGGGAGGAUUGGGUUGCAGUUUCAAGGAGUGAAGUGGGUUUUUCGGGUAGUGUUUUGAUUGGGGGAUUUAGAUCAUGGAGCAUGUUAUUGGAGGCAAGUUUAAGCUGGGGAGGAAGAUCGGCAGUGGAUCGUUCGGAGAGCUUUAUUUGGGGAUCAAUGUGCAAACUGGGGAGGAGGUGGCUGUGAAGCUGGAAUCUGUUAAGACAAAACACCCUCAGCUUCACUAUGAGUCAAAGUUGUACAUGCUUCUUCAAGGAGGAACGGGUGUACCCCAUCUCAAAUGGUUCGGAGUUGAGGGUGAAUAUAAUGUCAUGGUUAUUGACCUUCUUGGCCCAAGCCUAGAAGACUUGUUCAACUAUUGCAACCGGAAGUUCUCUUUGAAGACGGUUUUAAUGCUUGCAGAUCAAUUAAUAAAUCGAGUGGAGUACAUGCACUCGCGGGGAUUUCUUCACCGUGACAUAAAGCCUGACAACUUCUUAAUGGGUCUUGGGCGUAAAGCUAAUCAGGUAUAUAUCAUUGAUUAUGGCCUCGCGAAAAAGUAUAGAGAUCUUCAAACGCAUAAGCACAUACCAUACAGGGAAAAUAAGAAUCUGACAGGAACAGCUCGCUAUGCAAGUGUUAACACUCACCUUGGUGUUGAGCAAAGCAGGAGAGAUGAUCUGGAAUCUCUGGGUUAUGUGCUUAUGUAUUUUCUUAGGGGAAGCCUUCCCUGGCAGGGGUUGAAAGCAGGUACCAAAAAACAGAAAUAUGACAAGAUCAGUGAAAAGAAGAUGCUUACUCCAAUUGAGGGUCUGUGUAAAUCGUAUCCAUCAGAGUUCACUUCAUAUUUCCAUUACUGCCGCUCAUUACGCUUUGAAGAUAAACCAGACUAUUCAUACCUGAAGAGACUUUUCCGAGAUCUUUUUAUUCGAGAAGGUUAUCAAUUUGACUAUGUAUUUGAUUGGACAAUACUGAAGUAUCCACAAAUUGGCUCCAGUUCUAGAGCAAGAACAAGUGCAAAACCAGCUUUGAGUCCUGGACCAUCUGCAGAAAGAACAGAAAGGCGUUCAGAGAGAGACGAGUUUCGAGAGAGACUCUCAGGUGCAGUUGAAGCAUUUUCUAGAAGGAAUGGUUCUGGGCAGGGUGACAACUCCAGACUUAAAUCAGUUGAAGAUGCGCCAUCAUCCAAAGAUGUGCAUCAUGAUUCAGAAAGAACCCGGAGUUCAUCUAGAAAUGGCAGCACCUCAAAGAGGCCUGUCAUAUCAAGCAGUAGGCCAAGCUCCUCUGGUGAGCCUAGCGAGAGCAGGUCAAGCCGGCUGAUCUCGAGCAGUGGUCGCCUGUCAACCACCCAAAGGACACCUGGGUAUGAAUCGAAAGUGUCUUAUACUCGUACUUCAGCUGCAAGAGGCGGUCGUGAUGAUGCACUUAGGAGCUUUGAGCUCCUUUCUAUUGGUACGGGGAAGAGGAAAUAAAGUCUGAUCUAUCUACUGAUUAAUUUCCUGCCUCAAAGUUCCGUGUAGUAUCUAUCCCAAGAUGUCAGCCCUACAAUGGUUUUACUACAGUUGCUCUGUAUAUGUGUAUCCCUUGUCGGGUUCAUUCAUAGUUGAAAAGCUCAGUGAAGUUUCUCCUUUAGAAGGACCCAUCAUUUACCACUUCCAUGGAUUUCUUGCCAUUACAACGUGCCUCGGUGACUCACCCAAGAAAGAGAUUAACCAUCUCACUUCAGGGAGUUGUUUAUAUAUUUGAGAUUCUGGUAGCUGUAAUAAAUACAGCUUUGGUGAUCUUUUUCCAGGGAAAUAAAAACUUUUGUUAAGAUGUUCAUUAAGCUCUGGUUUGUAACAUGUGUAGCUAUCUAGCAGAAAUUGGUUACAUAGUCAUUCUUGUUUCUCAUGUACUUAGUAUCAACUCCCUUUUCUUUUACCAAAUCAGACCUUUUGCCAGUAGUGAUUGCUUUAAACAUUUCUGAAAAUCUGAUAUGUCCUAUUCAAAAAAAAAAAAAAUCUUACGUCGACCUUUAUAAACCGAUACUGUAUCGCAGUUGAGAACAUAAUGGAACUGAUUUGGUUGGAUUGUUAUGUCCUUCAUACGAAAUGUGAUGAAACCGAAGGCAGUUUAGGUCUUUAAGUUUUGAGGCCAGUGACUCCUUUUUUUGGGUCGAAAGAUACUUCAUUAAGCCACAAGGUCAAGAGAGAACAACUUGGAAUACAA